CAGACGAGAGGCGAACGGUGAACUCGUGUCGAAACACGUAAAAUACGAUCAGUUAUUUCAACUCCCAGCAUACAAGCGGGGCGACCCGAACAGUAAACCAUUCACACCCCUUUUGGUUACCAUGGCAGCCUCAAUCGCUUCCAGCCAAUCCCAGCCUCGACUUUCCAUCUCCCCUCACGCUUUACGCCAUCUUGAAAUUACAGCUUCAGUUUGUAAAGUGCCUGAAAUACAGCAGAGCUGCACCUUUGUCGCCUCCGUGGGCGACAUGAACAGUUCUCGAAACAAACCGUCGCAGGCAGCCGGGAAGGCGCAGAAGGACGCAGACAAGGCGGUGGAGAGCAGCAACCGGGACAAGAAGACCGGCGGAGGAAUGCUGAGGAAGCUUAAGUCCCGGCGCAGCCACCCGGACAAGUGGCCUUCGGUCACAGAGGAUGAGCUGCGGGCUUUAGGAGGAGACAUCUCCCCGGACCAUGUGCUGGGUCUGCGGGUUGUCACGGAAGACUACCUGUGCAGACCUGAGGAUAAUAUCUACAGCGUUGACUUCACACGGUUCAAAAUCAGAGACCUCGAAACUGGAACGGUUCUUUUUGAGAUAGCCAAACCUCCAAACAGUGGUCAUGCGGAGAAAGACGAAGACAGCGGGGAUGCAGACUCCAGCGCGGGGCGUUUUGUCAGAUACCAGUUCACACCAGCCUUCCUAAAACUGCGCACUGUUGGGGCGACCGUUGAGUUUACAGUGGGGGACCGACCUAUCAACAGCUUCCGCAUGAUCGAGAGGCAUUAUUUCCAGGGACAGCUCCUCAAGAACUUCGACUUCGACUUCGGCUUCUGUAUACCCAACAGCCGCAACACGUGCGAACACAUUUACGAGUUUCCACAGCUUCCCGAAGACCUGAUUCGCCAAAUGGUGGAGCACCCAUACGAGACCAAAUCAGACAGUUUCUAUUUUGUGGACAACAAACUGAUCAUGCACAACAAGGCAGACUACGCCUACAACGGUGGGCUUUAAAACCUGACAGAAGAAAUGGGUCCAGGAUCUCAUAGCUGAAAAAAUUCCUAUAUUAUACAUUUCUAAAACUCCUUCCAAAACAGGGUGCAGAAGUGUUUUUUUGUUGUCGUUGAAAUUGUUAGAAACUAGACCAACUCUGCCUUACUACAAAAACACGGAUCCAUAUGGAAGUACCUCGGGGAAGCUCAGCUUCAUGGACUCACAAUAACUUUGCUCCUGAUUUCUGUACAUCUGACUGAAGUGUUUGUUCUGUUCUGUGUUUUGGUUUGUCAGGCAGGUGUCGCAUUACUGCUUGAACCCUUUGACCCAUGCUGUCUCUGCUGGAAGGGGACGCUUCUGGUCGCUGAUAGUUAGGAAUGUAAUUCACUUAAACACUCAUGUUUAUUUAAAUGACCCGUUUCUACUGACAGUUGGAUUUCCUGAGUGGGAAAAGCAAGCUUAAUAUUUCUCAAGCGUUUUUAACCUGCCGUUUGAUGAAGAGAUAGCAUGAAUUGUGUUGGAUUUUUAUCGACUCGUAGCUUGAAAUGUUAUGAACUGUUUAUUAUUUGAACUGUUUGUGUCCAUUUAGUGGUCAUUUCUUUGACUCUGAGUAGAUUAGUCUUUUUUUCUUUUUCUGGUCAACUUUCAUUCCAUUUGAGGAAAAACAUGACCUUCUCGUGAUUACGUCCUGUUAAACUGUCACCAAGUUUCCUUUUGUUCUAUGAAAACUGACAGAAUCGAAGAA
Poeciliopsis prolifica (blackstripe livebearer) is the source of this 1733-nucleotide messenger RNA. RefSeq names its product unc-119 homolog 1 (gene unc119b). Bases 122 to 1009 code for a protein of 295 amino acids. Gene Ontology annotation, molecular function: lipid binding. NCBI's taxonomy places the organism in Eukaryota, Metazoa, Chordata, Actinopteri, Cyprinodontiformes, Poeciliidae. Gene Ontology annotation, biological process: cilium assembly; lipoprotein transport; nervous system development. Gene Ontology annotation, cellular component: cilium. The transcript is spliced from 5 exons. The record is from RefSeq and is a predicted model, not a curated record.